Messenger RNA from Entamoeba invadens IP1, 391 nucleotides. RefSeq names its product CXXC-rich protein. Lineage: Eukaryota; Evosea; Mastigamoebida; Endamoebidae. The record is from RefSeq and is a predicted model, not a curated record. The annotation marks the transcript as partial. The transcript has a single exon.
AUGGUUGAAAUUCUUUUGUUUUUAAUGUGUGUAAUGAUGUGUGUCGCCGAUAGAGCAACCAAACAAAUAUACCAUAAUUCACACCAAAAAUCUGGCAACAAAAUUUUAAAGACCAUCAAAACAGUCAAUAAUUCAACUUUAAAUGAUCCAACGUGUGGAGGUAUUCCGGAUUGCGCAACCUGUAAAUGGGUUGGAUCUGAAAUUAGUUGUACUUCUUGUUAUGAAAGUUACUAUUUAGACAAUAACUCUUGUAAAAGAUGUACACCUUUUUGUAAAAAAUGUGAAUCUGAAAUUGGAUGUUCUGUUUGUGACGAUGGUUAUUACAUAAAGGGAACAAGUUGCGAAUUUUGUGGGUAUGGAUGUUUAGUUGGGAUGUGUGAUCAAACAAAAG